AUGUGUACCUCUGUAUCUCUAGUUCCUGUACUCCACAGGUUUUUGCUAAAAGCUGAGAACCAGACUGUUCCACUAUGCUUUGAUGUCAGUGGACCUGUCCGCCUUAAACUUCUUCACUAUCCCAGCAGGGAACUGUCUGUAAAUGGUGAGCUUGAUUCAGUUACAAAUGGAGGCUUCAGCAGAAUUUUCAUACACGUCAAAGACAGCCAACAUGUUGAGAUCGACACCAACUGGGUCACUGUACGAGAUGGACAGACAGUGACAUAUUACACUGGACAGGAUCGCAUUACAGCUGGAAGUGUAACAGUGAUUGUGCGCAACAACGAAAUAGACGUUGCCACUGGAGACAUGCGAAUGGUCAUCAUAGUUCAUGAGAACAAUGGUCCAAAAAUCCUUUGGCCAGUUUUAAGACAGCGUCCCUCGGACAACAAUGCUGAAGGACUUUUAGCUGUAGAGGCUGCAGUUUAUGAGGAGGUACAGCAAGCUCCUGUCAGAAAACUAAAGAUUAAAAACCAGGAGGCAGACGUUACUGGGGAGAUGGUUGUUGACUACAGCUUUGCUUCUCCUGUCACAAUGAACUGUUGGCUCACGUCUGCUGACUCUGCCCUGCAGAGACCACUGUUCCAGUUUGUCAUUACACAGCUUUAACUGGCAAAUAUGUUGAUUUAUUUGAAAAAUCUUUCAUUUAAAAGGAAAACAAGGCAAAAACAUAUAUUGUGGAAACUUUCUUUCCAUCUGUUUCCAACAUGUAGAAAUAUAACUGUGAAUGUGGAUCUAGUGUCAGACAGCAUUACCAAUUAAAAAUAACAUACAUAAAUCAGGAUUUAUGAUUACCACCAUCUGCCAUUAACAUAGCGUCCAAAAUGACACAAAUGCAGUUGAGAUGACAAUAACAGGCAUACUUCUACACCUUUAUUUUUUAAAUUCGUUGAAAAAUAAAAAAAUUAAU
This is a messenger RNA of Pundamilia nyererei, 949 nucleotides long. RefSeq lists its product as uncharacterized. The record is from RefSeq and is a predicted model, not a curated record. The coding region runs from base 1 to 648 and encodes 215 amino acids. Lineage: Eukaryota; Metazoa; Chordata; Actinopteri; Cichliformes; Cichlidae. The transcript is spliced from 5 exons.